ACUCACGGUCAGCUGGAUUGCCACCGCCUCCUUUUCCCUCCAGCCUGGUGGCUCAGGUUUGUCUCACCUUAUUUCGGAAACACGGAAGAACAGAAGUCACAGCAGAAACAGCGUGCAGCUGUGAAAACUGAUUCCCACCAAACAAAUCGCCCCCAGGCCUCUGCCGGAAUAUUCAAGAAAAAUCUGAUAUUUGGGACCAGUUAUGUUUCAACCGUUUUAACAGACUGAAACCGAGGCUCUUGAUUAUUCGUUUUUGAGUUGCUUUCUCCAGCCUGACACCAUGAACAUCUCUCUUGAGAACCCCUAUGGUGAUGUCACCAUCCCUCGUGCCAAACUGCGGGAUCCGGCUGAUUCCAGCACCAUCAUCAUGAACCCAAUGGCCUUGGAGAGCACCUACAACAACCGCAACUCUGCCUUAAACCCCUACAGCAGCUUCAAGACCCCAGGCGAGAACAACACCUCAAGUGUGCCAGUUUACGGACAGGCCAGGAACGGCAGCCAGAACCCCCCUCCGGCUUACACGGUGAGGGAGAGCGAGGAGCAGGUGGGACGCUGCUACGCCUGUUGCUGCCGGAGGAAGAAGUGAGACUAGAUUUACCCUGUGAAGCAAAGGAUUAUGGGUUUACCAUUGGGAACCACCAUUCCACCUCUCAAAUUUUGGAAGCCAAAUGCUGUACAGUUCUAAAAUGGCUGGAUUUUGCUAUUACAUGAACUUGGAGAUCAUACUGCGGUUUGGACAAAACAAGACCUGACCUUCUGUGACUGCACCGAAACCUAUUAUAUGAAAUAUUUACAUUUGGAUUACAUCAUUGUUUAGUUAAAUUGGCACAGUUAAGUUCAGCUGGAUUGCAGCCUUACCUUUAUCUGCCUCCAUCAAUGGCAUGCUCAGAUACUCUUCUUCAUUUUGGCAUCACCCAAUUGUUCCCAUACACUUACUUAAAAUAACUAAUGUUAAAGUUAUUCGACUAAUGUUGUUGUUUUUGUUGUUAAUGGAGUGUUUCUAUAAAUGUAUAAUGAGGUAAAACAGGUUUUAUUGGUGCACUCAGCGGUGGGCUCUCUUGAAAAUAUGUCCUGGUGGACUUCUCCAAGUUUCUUUAGGUUUUUGAGCCACACCCUGACAUGCCGUCAAACACAGGUGACUGAAACUUGAGGAAGGGAUCCAAAAAAGGACACUGUCAGCUUUUAGUACAGGACAAGUGUUGUGCCAACAGAGUUUCUAUUGAACGAGCUUUUCUGGUAACUGUAGACACACCGCUGACACAAUGUGUCUAGGAUUGCCAAAGGGAUUAUUUAGUGCAACAUAAAACCCUUUUAGUACUAUAUUAUAUGAUUAUAAGCAAUAUUAUGGUAGUUAGAUUAAAUACAAUGGGUCGUUGACAGGUUAUUUUUGGCCAUGAGACUGUGAGCCCGACUAUUGUAAAUAUGUCUGUAUAUGUUAGACAUGAUGAUCAAUAUAUUUUUGGAUACAUAAAAUCACCUUUAUCUCUGUAA
Carassius gibelio (silver crucian carp) is the source of this 1491-nucleotide messenger RNA. RefSeq lists its product as uncharacterized. The record is from RefSeq and is a predicted model, not a curated record. The transcript has 2 exons. The coding region runs from base 281 to 586 and encodes 101 amino acids. Lineage: Eukaryota; Metazoa; Chordata; Actinopteri; Cypriniformes; Cyprinidae.